Messenger RNA from Mucor mucedo, 1837 nucleotides. RefSeq lists its product as uncharacterized. The coding region runs from base 38 to 1678 and encodes 546 amino acids. The transcript is spliced from 4 exons. NCBI's taxonomy places the organism in Eukaryota, Fungi, Mucoromycota, Mucoromycetes, Mucorales, Mucoraceae. The record is from RefSeq and is a predicted model, not a curated record. Gene Ontology annotation, molecular function: UDP-glycosyltransferase activity.
AUCCUUUUACUUUUUUCUUUAGUUGUUUCUUAACACAAUGAAAUCUAAUCUUAUCAGAUCCGCAGUAUUGAUUCUAUCUUUGUCUGUUUGUUCACAUGCAUUGGAUAUGCAGACAACCUAUCAACAGGGAGCUCCCAAGAAUAUAGCAUUUAACGCUUUUAUGGGUGGAUCAUCUCAUCAUACGUGGGUUCUCUCGAUCAUGGAAACAUUAGGCAAGCGCGGGCACAACAUGUCAUAUUUGACUACCACGGAAGACACUCGAUUUGGCCAGCCAUAUGAUAAUAUAAAGACGAUUGAUAUAGGGCCCGUAUUUUCUUACGAUAAAGCUAGUUUGAGUUCGGAUAUAACUAAAUCAGGUACGAGUUCGCUAGAUACUUUGGUUAAAGUAACAAGAAUGAUGGCAUUAGAUUAUGAAAGAGAUUAUCGUACAUUGGUAAAUUACUUUAAAUUCAAUAAGAUUGACGUGGUUAUAUGUGAUUAUUUUAUGGUUGCUUGUGUUGAUGCAGCAAAUACAGUAAAAAUUCCAUUUAUUAUUACGUCUGCUAUGGAUCCUACUACAGAAUCUGCUGCGCCUUACAUCAACAAUGAUAUCCUCUUGAUGAAUGACUAUACGACCGAAUUUCAAAGCCUUAUCGAACGCUUCAAGAAUAACUAUAUCCUUCCCUUGCAAGCCUGGUAUAAAUAUAGGCCCUAUGUAAAGGAUAUGUCUGCUCGAAGAAAGGCAUUGGGUAUUACCAGCAAAUUCCAACGGGCCGAAAAAUCUUGGGACGGUUCAAUCAAGCUGAUUAAUAAUAUGUUUGGUUUCACGCCUGCUAGACCCCUGGGUCCCUUAGUAGAAUUCGUUGGUCCGAUUCUUCCCAAGAAAUACAAGCCUUUAACACCUGAGCUUGCUGACUACUUGAAUUCCCAUCAACGGGUUGCUUACAUUGCUUUUGGGCAAAUGGCUACGCCUUCGCGUCACAAUAUUCUUUUGAUCUUGACGGGUCUUUUCGAAAGUAUAGAAGCGGGAUUUCUGGACGGUUUUAUUUGGGCUACAGUUAAUUCUGCAGAGUUUUUCCCUGAAAGUGUCACAAGCUCCUCAGGUACUGUUUAUCAAGUGAAAGAUAUGCUGGAUCAUGCUCAUCCUCAUGCGCGUAUGGUAAAAUGGGCUCCUCAGACCGCUAUUUUGUUACAUACUUCUACCCAUGUCUUUGUAUCUCAUGGUGGGUUAGGAUCUUGGUAUGAGUCUAUGUAUUCUGGUACGCGAAUGAUCAUGUUCCCCUUCUUUGGCGAUCAAUUUGGGAAUGCAUUGACGAUUGAACGAGAUAAUCUGGGCGGCCUUUUAAAACCGGAUGCUUCCAUAGCUACAGCUGUUCAACUCUUUAAAAGAAUCAGCGAGGACAAAAAUGGUGUUAUUAAAGAAAACGUGCAGCGCAUCCAGGCUCUUACUCAAAUUAGAGCUCAACAUGGUACUAUACGUGGAGCUGAUGUGGUAGAGGAGGUGUUGUUUACGCAUAAGGAUUCCCAACUUGCUCAUCGUCAAUCGGUUGAUCGUCAUAUGUCUUACAUUAAGUCUCAUAAUCUGGAUAUACUGGCUAUGUUGUUAUUAAGUCUUGGUUUAGUUCUGGCUUUUGUGUGCUAUAUGUCGUGCCAAUAUUAUGCUACCAAGUUUUAUAAGCAAAAGACGAAGAAACUUUAAAAAACAGAUACUAUGUACACACGUGUUUAACAGUCUUCUGAUCAUUGACUGGCUGCUUUUCUAUGUAUGCAUCUUAUUUUAAUAUUGUUUCUCUAGUAUCAUUGCAAUGUAUAAUAAAAUGAAAACACAGGAACAUAGUUUCCGUCGUCUUGUCAUAAA